Messenger RNA from Diprion similis, 2504 nucleotides. Its product is annotated as insulin-like growth factor I, adult form. Bases 1004 to 1786 code for a protein of 260 amino acids. The transcript is spliced from 3 exons. The record is from RefSeq and is a predicted model, not a curated record. Lineage: Eukaryota; Metazoa; Arthropoda; Insecta; Hymenoptera; Diprionidae. Gene Ontology annotation, cellular component: extracellular region. Gene Ontology annotation, molecular function: hormone activity.
AGGACAAGAAGGAGGUGGUGGUGUCCGGUUUCCGUCCGCGUGUAUCCGUUAAUAAUAUUCAAAGUUUGAAGGGGCCUGGGUUGGGGGGGGGGGAGGGGGUGAAGGGGGGGAGAGCACCGACUUGGGAUAAUAAUAGAUAUACGACGCAGUGUGUAUGUACACACUUGCCGCAGUUUGUACGGAGCUAAUAGCCCGUGACGGAAUCGAGGACUAAUCGUCGGUUUGUCUGCGACUGCGGCGCGUAUCGUUGACGAAAUAUCGAUUGUAUCCGUCCGGGCUAUUUGCUCGAUCGCGACGCGUUGGCACGUGCCAACUUUAUAAGGGUGCGGAACGGAGGAGGUCUUGCCUCGACGGGGAACGGGUGCAGCGGGACCAAGAAGAAGGCCGGGGCGCAAACGAAUAACCCGGCUUCGGUGCUGAUCGGCGAGUGGCGUGAAGCUUAAUGGUCUUCCUUGUUCUUCUUUCCUCCGUCGCUUCGCGAAAUAUCGCGGAAUAAAGCUGCGCGAGACGUGUGUAACAAGACGUGCAUAACAAUAAUCGCGGGAUACGUUUAUCGUAAAGGCGUUCUCGAGAGUUGUAGAACGCCGUAAUACGCCGGCCUGCACCCGCUCCUCGUACGUCGUGUAACACCAACAGACUUCCCCACCACGACGCUGGGAGUGACCGCUUGGUGACCACAGUAAAAUAAGGUCUUGCGGAGUCCGGAGUCCGGAGUGAUCCGUACUGAGUGCCGGGGGCUUCUCUUCGACUCUAUACUAGUCGAUUCGCGUUGUUCCGCGGUACUCAGACUCCCGGAAACUAUACCUUCCGAGGACUUCUACGAGGCGUGAAAGUAAACGCAAGGUGCCUGCCUUUCUUCCUCUUGCCACGAACCACCGUCAUUCACGCUUCUCAAAGUGACUCGCGUCGCGUUGGUUUCCGCGUUGGUUUCGCCCCCACCCGAGACCACCACCCCGUACCAGUAUAAAAAGGCUUCUCGCCCCCAAAGACUACGAGGACAACGAUGUCGAACGGAAGGACGACCACUCGAAGAGCAACGGGCACCCCGACGAUGGCUCUGGUGCUUCUGGCACUUACGGUCCUUCUUCAGCUCCUGCUGAUGGCCCAUCAGAGCGAGGCUAGGCCAUCCUACACGCCGUUGAGACUCUGCUCCAGGAGUCUCAGCGACGCGCUCUACCUCGUCUGUAAGGACCGUGGAUUCAACGAGCCCUUCUCAUACUCGGGGGAGGACAACGACGAAGAGGAGAGUCGACCCGUGACCAACACUGGAUCCCGAAGGUUGAGUUUGGUGCAGGAGUGCUGCCACCGGUACUGCACUCUCGAACACCUGGAACGUUACUGCAAACCUGCUCAGCCAACGAGGAGAGAGGAUCCGGCCUCCCAGGGAAAUUCCAUUCAUGGAUCGCAGCGACCUCAGACACCCUUUAAAAUAGUCAGUCUACCGUAUUCUUCGGUGAAGGAGAUGCCGAUCGCGAAAGAUUCGCUUGCAUCAAUCGCCGCUCGUGUAUCGAGACGGAAACGGCGAAAAAAGGCACGACAAAAACAUGCCAAGGCCUGCCUUUGCCACGGGCCGAAACGCCGGAAACAACGAAUUCGCACGAGAUGGCGAAAGGUAUCCAGAGAAACGGUGAUUCCACUGGUGCCAGCCUUCCAGGUCGGCACAACGUCGCCGGAACCGAUCGACUCGAUCGUUAUUUUCCCGUUCAAGUCCGAGCUUAGCCUCGGACGGAUCAACGGUCCCGUUAUGGGCCCGGAGAAGAAGGAUCAUCUUCGCCGAUCGCGAUGACCCGUCGAUUGUCGAGGGUUGCGAACCGCAGGGUGAUCAGGGACGGAGGAUCGUUGAAAGGGAGUCCGAGUCUCUAACGGGGGGAUCCUUGCGCAGAAAGAUACUCAUCUUUACAUGUCUCGAUAGCAUACGCAUAUGGACAUUUGACCAUGUACUAUAUAUUUAUAUAUUAUAUACGUAACGACAUAAAUUUUUAACUAUGUACUGUAUGAUGACACCCGCGUAUCUCCCGGAAAGUUCUCGAAGCGGGUCUUCCGCACUGAUUAACGGCAGGAAUACACCCGCCUGGGGUGUGCGAUGAACAUGCUCCAUUAUUCGCGGUGUAUUCUUGCAAUGCUCGGCUAUAUCCUCUUUUUAGUACUCUACUCAACCAAUGAUCUCAUUAAAUUAUUUUACUUAGACUAGGCUGUAGUGUAAUAUAAUAUUUGUACUGUGAUUAAUAUCACAUGACUAUAAGGACUAAUUACAUAUGCUGUAUAACGUAUCGUCUUCUUAUACAUAUAAGUAUAACGCACACGUCGGUGGGGUAAGAUUAAUAUAUUAUUGAUGUAUAAGGUGACGAAUAAUUGAUGUUAACGUAGACCACGACUCCCCGGUAAAUUAUAUUAUGUGUGUGUGUGUGGGUGUAUGUGUGUGUGUAUGUUGUAUGUUGUAUGUUUACUUGAGAAUUUUACAAAUCACUCCGGAAAUCUAUUGUGACGAAAUUUUUUUAAUAAAA